This is a messenger RNA of Oncorhynchus masou masou (cherry salmon), 1958 nucleotides long. Its product is annotated as serine/threonine-protein phosphatase 2A catalytic subunit beta isoform-like. Gene Ontology annotation, biological process: mitotic cell cycle. Gene Ontology annotation, molecular function: protein serine/threonine phosphatase activity. The record is from RefSeq and is a predicted model, not a curated record. The transcript has 7 exons. Gene Ontology annotation, cellular component: cytosol. The coding region runs from base 273 to 1202 and encodes 309 amino acids. Lineage: Eukaryota; Metazoa; Chordata; Actinopteri; Salmoniformes; Salmonidae.
GAGUGGCCAUUAUACAGCGAGUUUCCUUUGUAGGGGGCGACAGGGAAAUAACAGUGCCGUCCCACACGGUGUAUACAAAUACCAGGAAGAUUAACUAGCUUUGUAUUGAGGAUAUCGGUACCGACAAUAAUCAGUGAUUAGCUCGUUGAUGAUAGAGAGCUGCGCAUCGUUAAGUUAGCUACAACGCCAUCCAUAGAUCCGGUUGACGUUAUUUCAUUACUUCACCAUAUCCACCAGUUAGCUAAAAACAGCACAUCUGAUCAGUUUUCAAAAUGGACGAUAAAGUCUUUACGAUGGAAUUAGACCAAUGGGUCGAGCAACUGAAUGAAUGCAAGCAACUGUCGGAGAAUCAAGUGAGAACGCUCUGCGAAAAGGCCAAAGAGAUCCUGACCAAGGAGUCCAACGUGCAGGAGGUGCGCUGUCCCGUCACAGUGUGCGGAGAUGUGCACGGCCAGUUCCAUGACCUCAUGGAGCUGUUCAGAAUCGGGGGCAGAUCGCCCGACACCAACUACCUAUUCAUGGGGGACUACGUAGACCGAGGCUACUACUCGGUGGAAACAGUCUCGCUGCUUGUCGCACUAAAGGUCCGUUACCCAAAGCGCAUCACGAUACUGCGGGGGAACCACGAGAGCAGACAGAUCACCCAGGUGUAUGGCUUCUACGACGAGUGCUUGAGGAAGUACGGCAAUGCCAAUGUGUGGAAAUACUUCACAGACCUCUUCGACUAUCUCCCCCUGACGGCCCUUGUCGACGAACAGAUCUUCUGCCUGCACGGUGGCCUCUCCCCCUCCAUAGACACACUGGAUCAUAUCCGGGCACUGGAUCGCCUGCAGGAAGUUCCACACGAGGGGCCCAUGUGUGACCUGCUGUGGUCAGACCCAGAUGACCGUGGGGGCUGGGGCAUCUCCCCCCGAGGUGCUGGCUACACCUUUGGCCAGGACAUCUCGGAAACCUUCAACCAUGCCAACGGUCUUACCCUUGUGUCCCGUGCCCACCAACUUGUCAUGGAGGGCUACAACUGGUGUCAUGACCGAAACGUUGUCACCAUCUUCAGUGCACCAAACUACUGCUAUCGCUGUGGCAACCAAGCAGCCAUCAUGGAACUGGACGAUACUCUUAAAUACUCUUUCCUUCAGUUUGACCCUGCACCUCGACGCGGGGAGCCCCAUGUCACCCGCCGUACCCCCGACUACUUCUUAUAAACACCCACUGGCCUGGUGGUAGAGGAAGAAGACUGCAAGACCGCUACAGCAAGCAACAAACCCCCAAAACCUGUGUGCCAAUGACCUGUUAAAUCGUGAAAGCACUGACAUGGACCAAAAUAUGCCAUAUAAGCAUUUAGUACAUAAUACAAAUUGCCCUGUGUCUCAGUAAUGCAACACAGUGUUCCGUUUGAGCCUUUACUGUAGUUGCCUGCUGUAUAAUAUUGAUCGUAAUGUUAUUUUGUUCAUGGGCUCUACACACAGAGAGAAAGCAUCCCUAUAUACAGUAUUUCCCAUUAUUGCGUCUGAGCGCACAGGCACUGCCAUUGAGGCAAUCUCUAUUUUGAAGUGGUCGAUUAUCUUCACGAUUGGCUGAUCUCUCCUGAUUACCCGGUUGGCCAUGAUUUCCAACAGGGUCGGGGGGGGGGGGCUGUCCAUGCUAAGAUGGCCUUUUGGCCACUAGAGGCCUCUCUCUGCAACUGUACAUUACUCUGCACGAAAAAAAACUUGCUUACUUUCCCCAUCCAAAUAUCACUGGACAUUGAUACAUUUUCCAUUGGCAAUGCCUGGAAUGUGAAUAACGGUAUUUUAUACAGAUGCACAAGCUUACAUCCCCAGCCCACUCUUCUUCACCAAACUUCUUCCUACUCUUCCCCUUGGGCUAAUCUACCUGUUUAUUUUCCUCUGUAUAUUUGUCAUGAAAUGAUGGCCUCUUUGAUGCAUUUGAACGAAUAAAGUACUUUUAAUUGUAAAUGA